Stomoxys calcitrans (stable fly) is the source of this 3618-nucleotide messenger RNA. RefSeq names its product excitatory amino acid transporter (gene Eaat2). Gene Ontology annotation, molecular function: glutamate:sodium symporter activity; neutral L-amino acid transmembrane transporter activity; L-glutamate transmembrane transporter activity. Gene Ontology annotation, biological process: L-glutamate transmembrane transport. Gene Ontology annotation, cellular component: plasma membrane. The transcript has 8 exons. The record is from RefSeq and is a predicted model, not a curated record. The coding region runs from base 1123 to 2802 and encodes 559 amino acids. NCBI's taxonomy places the organism in Eukaryota, Metazoa, Arthropoda, Insecta, Diptera, Muscidae.
AUUUUCAAAUUAAACUUUUACUCAAACACAUCACAAAGCCAAUAAAAAAACGAAAAUACAAAAAAUACAAACAAACUAAAAAAAAAAACAAAACAACUUGCGGUCACAUCUCAAAAUCAAGAAUUGCCAGUUAAAUUUUCUCAACUUGAGUUGAGUCUUCGGGUAGUAAUAGCGUAGCGUCCAGAGUAGAACACCCACUUAGCCACCCCAUCUAGAGACAGUGGCAUAUUAAAAUUUAUAGCGCUUUACUUAACGCCUUGAGCGCAUGAUCGCCGUCAUUACCCAUCAACAGCAACAUCAACGUCAUCAGCAAGUAACGCUGCUGUGCAAAUUUGUGAUUUUCAUCAGCCUCCACCCUCUGAGCAUGAGAUGAUCAGAGCAUCUGUGGCGAUUUAUGCAAUUUUCGGUGUAAUCUUCUGUGUGAAAAGCGAAAAUAUUUUUAGUUUUCUUUUUUGAUUUUUUGUAACCACACACAGUGUCUUGUAGCGCUUAGCGUAGACAUGUGAAGUGCCAGAGUGCUCGGGAAAAAAGUGAAUACGGAAGAAAUUUUAAAAAUCAUAAUAAAAGCAACUGCUUGAGUGAAUAAAAAAUUUUUUUAAUAUUUUUUCAUAAAUUUUUUAAAGCUAAAUUCACUACAACGGCUACAGCAGUGCAAAGAAUUUUGAAGCUGUUAAUGCAACUGCAGCACAAGCUGCUGCGUAGUCAACUGAAUUGCAUUAGCAUUUAUAUCGCAGUUUGAGACUCACGAACUUCUCUCGCAACUUAACGGCAAACGGAUCUGCAAUCAAACUCAGGCCAUAACUCCUGCAACACGGUCCACCUUUAACGAGAUAAAAAAAGUAUCCAACCCAACUGAUUUAGCUGUUAGUAAAAAAUAAUAAAACGUAGUUUUUAAAUAACCAACUUCGUAUAAAGAAUUUAACUAAAUACCUCAUUUAAUGAUAAACGCAUACACAAACAAAAAACCAAUUUUAAAUUUAAUCACUACAACUGAAAAGUCUAAAACUUUACACAAUCAUCAAGUACCUGAAACUGUUGUUAUUAGUUUUAAAAAACAUCAACAAAAUUUUAGUAAAUCUGGGUAAGCUGUGGUUUAUAGUAAAAGAUUAUCUCUUUGCCAAAAUGGGUCCACCAAAUUCUACCACCGUCAAUGGUUCGGAGUUACCACCCAAAACUACCGAACGCUGUGAAGCUCCCCGUGAGCUGAAGGGCAUACGCAAAUGGCUAAGUGAGAAUCUUAUGCUGCUCGUAACACUCUCUGGCGUUAUGCUGGGUGUCAUUUUGGGUUUCUCACUUCGUCCUUUCCACCUACAUGAGGACUCCAUUAUGCUGAUCUCCUAUCCGGGCGAGUUAUUUAUGCGUGUGCUGAAACUGAUGAUUUUACCUUUGGUCAUUUCAAGUCUUAUCGCCGGUUCGGCCAGCUUAAAUGCCCGCAUGAAUGGCAAGAUAGCCCUAAGGACUUUGGUGUAUUUUGCCUCUACCUCGCUGAUGAAUGCCGCAUUGGGUAUUGCUUUGGUGCUGCUGAUUCAUCCAGGUGACCCGGAUUUACACAAUUCUAUAGAUCGUUCCACUGAUAAGAGGGCUGUGAAUCUUUUGGAUAGUUUAUUGGAUUUGGGAAGAAAUGUCUUCCCAGACAACCUAUUCCAAGCCACAUUUCAACAAGCGCACACUGUUUAUCUGCCUAAACCUUCAAUAACGAAUACAUUCAAUGAAACCGUCAGCGAGACCAACGAUACAGAUGAAGAUCCCGCCGUAGAGGCACAACGUCAGGAUGUGGAACCCGCACUCAUACGUGUCAUCCAGUAUCGCAGUGGCACCAAUACCCUGGGCAUUGUUUUCUUCUGUCUAGUCUUUGGCACAUUCCUCGGCACAAUCGGUGAAAAGGGCCAAGUUGUGGUGGAUUUCUUUUCGGCCAUAUUUGAGGUUGUCAUGAAAAUGGUCACCUGCGUCAUGUGGCUAACACCGGUGGGCAUCAGUUCGGUGAUAGCGGGCAAAAUUCUCAGCGUCAACGAUCUGCAUCUGGUUAUGGCCCAGCUGAUGUGGUUCAUACUGACGGUGACCAUUGGGGUGGUUCUCUAUCAGUUUGUGAUCAUGCAAGCCAUCUAUUAUGUGGUGGUGCGUCGUAAUCCAUUCAAAUUCUAUGCAGGAUUAAUACAAGCCAUGCUAACCGCAUUUGCGACAGCAUCAACUGCUGCUGCACUUCCUGUGACAUUCCGUUGCAUGAACGACAAGCUACGUGUGGAUCAGCGUAUAACGCGUUUCGUCCUGCCCAUUGGCUGUAACAUCAACAUGGACGGCACGGCUCUCUUCAUUUCCAUUGCUUCGAUCUUCAUCGCUCAGAUGAGUGGCAUGACUUUGGGCUUUGGCGAAAUUGUCACUGUCCUGCUGACAUCUACCGCAGCUUCGAUGAGCUCUGCUAGUGUACCAAGUGCUGCUCUGGUUCUACUCUUGGUUGUCCUGACGGCUAUUGAUGCUCCGGUGCAGGAUGUCACACUCUUGUUUGCUGUCGAUUGGUUUGUCGAUCGUAUUCGGACCACUAACAACAUGUUGGGUGAUUGUUAUACAGCAGCCAUUGUUGAAGAACUAUCUCGUAAGGAAUUAAUGGCACUUGAUGCUGCAAUACUUUAUCAGGAAAUUCCCAUCAGCACCCCCAAUGGUCAUGUCAGUUUGGAGGGACAAACUGAAUUGGAUAGCACUUGCACCAUGCCAGAUGCUGUUAUAGUGGAUAUGAAUGCGGUUAUCAAUAAGGUGCAACAUCAGCAGCCACAUCAUCAGAAUGGACAUGCCAAUCAUAAGAUUUAAGAGAGAUUUCAAAGCAAAAACACAAAAGGAUCCCAAAAGUGGCAUUACAGCCAUAGUUGUAGAGUUAAACCAAAGAACAAUAAUUGCGUGAGCAUAUGUAAACCACAUGAUUAACAAUAACAACAACAACAACACCAAUCGCCACAACAACAACAACUAAAACAAUAAGAGUAGCAAUGAAACACGUAAUUGUCUAAAGUUCACUUGUGUAGUUUUAAAAGUUACCCCCCCCCCCACCCAACAACCACCCAUUCCAAGAGUUUUCUACGGCCGUUUAUGCCUCGGUCAGACUCAUAAGCCACCCCAUAGCAAACAUAAAAAUAUCAAAGAAACAGAACUUCUGUAUGUCAAGAACCCUCUUAAAGGGUUAAUUUUCUUAAGACGUAUCAAAAACCCCUAAAAAUAGACUUCAAUUUAAAGCCAUGCAAUAAUAAGAAUGACCACAUAAUCAGACUGUUUAUCAUAAAAAUCAAACAAGCAAAAAUGUCCAAGAGAAAAUAAUCCAUGAAAUAAACCAAUUUGUAUUCUUGAAACCCACCAAAACUAUUGAAAAAUUAAAUUAAAAAAAAAAGAAUUUUCAAUAAAAAAAAUUAAAAGACUCCUUUUUGCAAAACGAUUAACAAGAUGAACGUUUUAAAGAUACUCUCAAAAAAGUGAAUAAAAAACCCAAGACUUUGUGCUCCCCCCACCACCCAUUGAACACACUCGAACACACCCAGACACACCAGUAUAAAGCCCCCUAUAACUAUUUUAAAUAUUUCUUAAUGUUAGGCAAGUAUUUUAAAGAAAAAAAAAAAAAAAAAUAAAAAAUCAACA